AUGUUUUGCAUGGCAACGCAAAUUAAUGAACAGUAUAUUUUAUAUGGUAACGAUGCAACAUCGUUCAUUAAAUAUUGUUUUUUUACAAGAUGUAUGGAAUUAGGCAGUUUAAAAAAAAAAUCCAUUUAAACAUAUCUUUGUAUUAUAAUAAAUAAAUUAUUAUGUAUUUUUUUGUUAAAAUAUGUUUGACACUCACCUCGCUGAGUAUUGCUUUUUUAUUUACAGUUGGUCAGCGAAUAUAUUGUGAUUAUGGUAAAAUUGAAUAUUUGUAUAGAAUAACUGUCAUUAUUUGACUUUCCUUUAGGUUUUCCUGUAGCGGUGGUUGAGAAUAAAGAAGCAACCGAUAAAGAGUUUAAAGGCCAAUACGGUAAUCGUAGUGAAGAAAACCGCGGCGUUGGAAUUACCAUGGCAUACGAGCCAGCAGGCGACGGUCUUUUUAGAGACCCCCUAGAAGUUUUAGGUUUGAAUAAAUAA
This is a messenger RNA of Cinara cedri, 474 nucleotides long. The record is from the annotation of a GenBank genome assembly. NCBI's taxonomy places the organism in Eukaryota, Metazoa, Arthropoda, Insecta, Hemiptera, Aphididae.